GUACAGACAUCUGAUGUCACUUUUGCUGAUCAGUUUCAAAAAAUGUACACAACUUACUGCUGAGUGAUCACUUUAUCCUUAUUUGUUUGGUUUAAUUGAUAUUACCUCCAACAUAAUCCCAAUUUGUAGUUUGUGUGAACAGUUCGUUUGUUAAUUGUUAAGAAUUACGUGUUUUGAAAACGGCACAUAUCCCCAGGAACCCGAAAGAUGUCUCGUUACACUCCGUCGAACCCUGGCAGCUACGCUCAGACAUAUAAGCUGGUUGUAGUGGGAGGAGGAGGUGUUGGAAAAUCAGCAAUUACUAUACAGUUUAUACAGAGCUAUUUUGUAACCGAUUAUGAUCCAACUAUCGAAGACUCAUAUACAAAGCAAUGCGUUAUUGAUGAUGUUCCGGCGAAACUGGACAUCCUGGAUACUGCUGGUCAAGAAGAGUUCAGUGCCAUGCGGGAACAGUACAUGCGCUCCGGUGAAGGAUUCCUGUUGGUGUUUGCCGUAACGGACCAUGCCAGCUUCGACGAGAUGUACAAAUUCCACAAGCAAAUCUUGCGCGUCAAGGAUCGUGACGAAUUCCCCAUGCUGAUGGUUGGAAACAAGUCGGACUUGGACCAUCUGCGAGUAGUGUCACUCGAGGAAGCCCAGCAGCUAAGCCGACAACUCAAGAUACCGUUUAUCGAAUGUAGUGCCAAGAAUCGAGUGAAUGUCGAUCAGGCCUUCCAUGAACUGGUACGAGUUGUGCGAAAAUUCCAACUUUCCGAGAGACCUCUAAUCGACGAGAAGGGCAAAAGAAAAGGAGGGAAAAAGAAAUGUUGCAUCCUGUAAAAAGAUGCUUACACUUUUUAGCGCACAAUUAAACAAUUUUUCGAAAGCACCUAAUUUACGUCAUUUAGCAUGAGUUAAUGAUGUGCUUAUAAACGAUUUCAUGAAUGCUACACAGCCUCUAAAGUGGGUGCGUAUGCAUUGAUUACUGCCGUACUACUAUUCAUUUUUUAACGUUUCAAAUGUGUUUGGACAAUACAAACUGUGGCACAGCAACCACGAAAUUGAAAUACUUUAAACCGCAAAUUAUUUACAAAAUUGGAAACAUCUAUCCCAACGUGUGCCAUAUGUUUGCAAUAAGUUGAUUAUGACUACGUAAAAAAAUAGAAACAUCAAAACGAGCGUGCCUAAUUGAUAUUUAAUAUCAUCGGUUUUACUAAACGAUACAUACUAAAUCAGCCCAGGAAAGAAACGAGACACAUCAUGUGUAGUUGAUCGUAAAGCAUUUUAAACCUAGUUUGUCUAUUUUUAAUCUAGAGCCCAAUGUUUACAAUUAUUUUAACUAACUCCUCAACAAACAAGUGGACAAACAAAUAUCGUGUCUUCAAGACGUCAAAAUCGAAAAUAAAAUAUCAACACCAUAUUGAAAAAGCAAAACGAGUAUAUUUACUACUACUUAUAUGUAAGACUUAUACUGUAUAGGUAGCUAUAUGUUGCAUUGUGCUUUAUCAACGAGAACAGAGUUUUAAGAAAUGCCAGAUAUUUAUAUAUGUUUACACCAUUGCGAAUAACAUAAUAACUACCGCCCAACGUAGUAAGGCGUAAGGUUAAUAAAAAUUAUUGAAGUUUUAAAUUGGAUGCAAUGUAAUAUCAAUAUUAACCAAAAUAACUAGCUUUAAAUGUGCUUAAAAGUUAUGCAAAAUAGAAUUAGAAACAACGCGAAAAAAAAAACAAAACAGAUACACACAAUUUGGAAAAGGUGCUAAAUUAAUCCGUUCUAUUUAUUUUCAAUAAAUGAUUCGAACUACUUUUCUGUAUGCCGUAUAUAUUUUGCAGUAAUCUAUUUAUAGAAAUACAUGUAUUGACCAACUAAA
This is a messenger RNA of Armigeres subalbatus, 1850 nucleotides long. It is a transcript of the gene Ras64B, whose product is annotated as ras-like protein 2. Gene Ontology annotation, cellular component: plasma membrane. The record is from RefSeq and is a predicted model, not a curated record. Gene Ontology annotation, molecular function: GTP binding; GDP binding; GTPase activity. The coding region runs from base 208 to 819 and encodes 203 amino acids. The transcript has 3 exons. Lineage: Eukaryota; Metazoa; Arthropoda; Insecta; Diptera; Culicidae. Gene Ontology annotation, biological process: Ras protein signal transduction.